This is a messenger RNA of Sturnus vulgaris (Common starling), 4083 nucleotides long. The record is from RefSeq and is a predicted model, not a curated record. NCBI's taxonomy places the organism in Eukaryota, Metazoa, Chordata, Aves, Passeriformes, Sturnidae.
AUGCCGGCCAGGAAUGCCAUGCAGUUUGAAAAGUUAAUUGAUGAAGCUACAGGAAAAAAGGAUUUCCAAUCCUUAGAACAAUUUCUGGCCACAGAAGAAUGUGAAAAUGUCUCUCACAAAUGCAGCAAACAGUUUGUCAACAAAUUGGACAAGCUUCUGUGUUGGGCACUUGACAAACAAGAAUUCAAAAGCAUUUCUACUUUAGUGAAUGCUGUUCAGAAAUGUGGGAGAAAAAUCAGCAUAGCAGGAGAAGAUGGGCUCCCAGCAAUGAUAAAACACGGUCUUGUUGGAAGGAUGGUCAAUUGGUUUGAAAAGUUAAAAGGAAUUUUGGUCCUCAGAGGAAAUGAAAAGAAUGAAAUGCUUACAAGUCUGGCUGAAGAUUUCUUCAUCAUGUUGCUGACUGUGUGUGAUAGCAGACCUGAAGGUAAAAUGCAAGUACUCGAAAACUUUGUUCUGAGAACAUGUUCCCUCAUCACUGAUGCAAGAAUUAAUAUUUAUGUUCAGCAGGAGGUAAUAAAAAAACUGAAUUUAUUGCUUGACAAGAUCCCUCGAGAUGCCAGGGAAAAGAUACUUUCUACAAAGGAGAUGUUGCUUGUCAUGAGUGAAAUGGGGAGGACAAUUUUGGAUGCUGGAGACUAUGACACACAAGUGGCCAUCACAGAAGCUCUGUGCAGGAUGGUGUCAGAGAAGCAAAGGGCAGUUCUGGCCUCCCAGUGGUUUCCCAUGGAGUUUGUGUCCACUGCAUUUAAAGGAAUUAAAGAUUCGGAGUUUGAGACAGAUUGCAGAAAAUUUCUUAACCAGGUGAAUGGCAUGCUUGGAGACAAAAGAAGGGUCUUUACAUUCCCAUGUUUAUCAGCAGCUCUUGAUAAGCAUGAGCUCCAGAUACCAUUGGAUGAAAACCUGGAAGAGUUUUGGAUUGAUUUCAACGUUGGCAGCAGAAGUAUUUCCUUCUAUGUGGCAGCAGAGGAUGCAGAUCAUCAGUGGGAAACAGUCAUUAUACAAGAAGAUGAUGUCAGCAUGUACAGCCUGGAAGAAAAAGAUUCAAAGAAAUUAUUAACAAUAGAUCUAAAAAGCCCAAUGAGUGUGAACACUCUUGAAGGAGGAAAAUUUCUUUUAUAUUUUGAUUCUAUCUUGGAAAUCAAAGAUGUGAUCAUAAAGAUUUAUGGAUUUCAUAAAUGUAAGGAGUUCAGCAAGAAGCAGUCUGCAUCAGUAGUCAAAACAACUGUCCACAUUGUCUUUGAUGAAAGUGGAUCACAGGUUCUGGUACCAGAAAGUCAGUUGUCACUAGGUUUGAAAGAAAAAUCUGGAGAUGAGGAGAAACUCAAUAAAUACAAAAUUCAGCAACCUCCUGGCAGUUUGAGGUCUCAGAGUAAAAAUAACAGUCAAGAAAAACUCAGAGGUGAUUCCUCCAAGAUAACUCCAUCCCGUAAAAGGAAAGUGUCUGAAGCAUCUGUGCUUAUUCCUGGAACAAGUGUGUCCACAAGGAGUCCACCGUUUUUUGUCAACACAUCCACUCCUUUUAAAAGGAGAUUUAAAUUGCCUUUGGAAAUGACCAGCUCUACUAAGAGGUCUGACAAUGAUACAAUAAAUGAGAGCAGAACAAAAAAUUCCUAUCAGGAACCUCCUGGACAAAUGCAUUCUGAAGAGGUCUUAAAAGUUGUACAAGAGGCCACAGAAAAGCAAACUUUAGAUGAAGUGUUAGAUAUCAUUCCUGAUUCUCAGCCAGUUGGGAGAAGCAACAAACCUUUGCUGCCUGGUCUUUUGGAGACUUCUUUUGAUAAAACUGAAACAUGGAAAAAAAGAACAUUCCCUCUUCCUGAGAAGAAUGUAACAACUGGGGACAAGCAAAAGCCAAAUCUGUCACUGAAACCAAAGUCUAAAGAAAUGGCAGAUGCAGCCAAAUCACUGAUCAGUAAAAUCAGUGACAGAUACAGAGACAAGAGUGAUGUGAAGAGCAAAGCAAGAGAUUCCCUGGGCUUUAACAGGACACAUUUAAAUAAAUCCUGGAUUUCCAAGGAAGAAGUUCAGGACAGGACCUUAAAAACUGCUUCUUUUCUUAAUAUAACUGCUGGUCGUGUUCUGGAUGAUGUCUACAACUUUAACAUCAGUGGGUUUGAUGAGCCUACAAUCAAGCUCGGAAUCCAAGAAUUGCGUGUGACUGAACUGAGUGUUCAUACAGAGACAAACAGAAAAGGGAAUACAGCCAUCAGUAAAUCCAGCACAGAAGGGAAGGGAGGAAAAAAGACUAGAACCAAUCGAGACAAGAAGCAUCUUUUUAGUGACUCAGACACAGAAAACAAAGGGGAUGACAGCAAGACAGAGAUUAGUUGGCUGCAGGAAUCCAAGAGGAAACCUAAAGCCCAGAUAAUUGAUUACAGUAGAAGUAAAAAAUCAAGGAAACCCAAGAGCCCAGACAAAACAAAUAAAUCCUCUGAACCUACUUAUCACAUGGAUAAAGCUAAAGGCAAAAAUACAAAUAAGAAAAAGAUAAACAAAAACCCCCAGGAUUCGAAUGAAAUGAUAGUAAAGUCCACCAGGAAAAAACUCCCUCGAAGAGCAGCAGCAACAAAAAAUUACAAAGAGCCUUCCAGUUCUGAGUGUGAGAGUGAAGAAGAGAUUCCAACAUGCACCUCUAGGGAGAAAUCCAAAAUACAGAAAUAUAUGAAUGGGGCAGUCAAGGACUCCAAGCAGCCAAAGGCAAUGCAGAUGGUACCUGUGGAGCCACUGAGAGUGGAUAGCUGUGUGCAGAAAACACUGGUCCAAGCCAGGAAUUCUGCAGAGCAGAAGGAAGUGGAAAUGCCUUCACCUGAGAGUCCUGCCUCCCUUGAGACAAUGAGAUGUGCUGAGAGAGUGUCAGAUGUCAGUCCAGAGCACAGCUCCAGUGAGAGGUCGCUUGGUCUGCAGGAAUCAACACCAGAAGCCAGGGAAAUGCUAAACUCUGAGAGAGCAACCUCUCCCAGUAAUUUCUGUCCACAAAAUGAGAGUUUUCAAAGUCUGGGUGUAACUCAGUCCCCUGAGACAGCAGUUACAAAGCUGGCAUUUGGAAGGAAAAGCUUCUCACCAGUUUUAACUGAAGCAUCCGUGCUCAGCUUAACCAAAUACAAAACUGUCAGUGGCAAAAAUUCCAAGGGAGCUGCAGCAGAAACCUGUAACAAUAACGAAGAUUCAAGUUUCCAACAUCGCUUUUCAGACACGUUUUCUGCUAAAGGAAGGCUUCAGGAUAUCACUAAACCUAUCCCCAAAAAUAAGGAGGAGGUAUCACCAUCCCCACUGUCCAGCAGGAGUAGAGUACAGUCUUGGAUUAGAGAACCUUAUUCCCCCUUGAAUGAGUCAGGACCGAGUGUACAGACAUUCCACAAACGAAUUUAUCACAGCACUACAGAAAGCAGCUCUGAUGAGGCAGAAACAAGCAAAGAAGAGGAAAAGAAAGGAAGGAGAAGAAUAAGUUUACAGCCCAAAAAAUUAUUUAAAACAGAUGAUGCUGUUACUUGCAGAGUGUCUGAAACGGUCUCCACUCAAUCUGUAAAUGACCUGUCUGGUUUGGAUGGGGAAUUCUGGAAGCCUGAUUGCUCAACCAUCAGCAUUUGUCAGCAGCUCCAGAAAGAAGUUACCAAAAAAAUUGAGAACCGCUCCCGGAAAAUGGAUAAUUAUAAUAAGCAAACACUGAGAGCUGCCCAUCAGCAUUUGGCAACAAUGAGUCACCAACUCCAUGAAUGCAGGAUCAAGCAGUUGGAUGAAUUUCAUUUUACUCUCACUGAGGAACUUGAGAAAUUUGAAAAGGAUUCUCAGUCCCUGAAAAUAAUGGAAAAAGAAUUCUUGACCUUUUGGAAAAAGCACUCCCAGUCUUUUAGUACAUACAUGAAAAAUGAGCAGCAGAGAAUUCAGGUUCUUAAAACUUCCUUUGAAAAGAAUAUCUGCUAUUCUGUUGGCUUGGAAGAAAAUGUUUUUACUUCAGAGAUGCAUCUGAUGAAAGAAGACAUAAAAGGACUCCAAGAGAAAUUUCUAAAAGAAAUGCAAGAAGAGGAGCUGUGUAACGUUCGCAGGGGAUUGCAGACCUUGUUUCAAUCAAAGGCAGAAUUCUGA